CCCUAGAAGUGGGAAGGCUUUCUUUUUUUCGCUCAGACAUGGGAACACCACAGAAGGAUGUUGUUAUCAAGCCAGAUGCACCUGGCACCCUAUUAGUGGAGAAACAUGCAGAUUAUAUUGCAUCGUAUGGCUCAAAGAAAGAUGAUUAUGAAUACUGUAUGUCUGAGUAUUUGAGAAUGAGUGGCAUCUAUUGGGGUCUGACAGUAAUGGAUCUCAUGGGACAACUUCAUCGCAUGAAUAGAGAGGAAAUUCUAACAUUUAUUAAAUCAUGCCAACAUGAGUGUGGUGGAAUAAGUGCGAGUAUUGGACAUGAUCCUCAUCUUUUGUACACUCUUAGUGCUGUCCAGAUUCUUACUCUGUAUGAUAGUAUUAAUGUUAUUGACGUAAAUAAAGUUGUGGAAUAUGUUCAAAGUCUACAGAAAGAAGAUGGGUCUUUUGCUGGAGACAUCUGGGGGGAAAUUGAUACAAGAUUUUCUUUCUGUGCGGUGGCAACUCUGGCUCUAUUGGGGAAACUGGAUGCUAUUAAUGUGGAAAAGGCAAUCGAUUUUGUGUUGUCCUGUAUGAACUUUGAUGGUGGAUUUGGUUGCAGACCGGGUUCUGAGUCCCAUGCUGGGCAGAUCUAUUGUUGCACAGGAUUCCUGGCUAUUACUAGUCAGUUGCAUCAAGUAAAUUCUGAUUUACUGGGUUGGUGGCUUUGUGAGCGACAGUUACCAUCAGGUGGACUCAAUGGAAGGCCAGAGAAGUUACCAGAUGUAUGCUAUUCAUGGUGGGUGUUGGCUUCCCUAAAGAUAAUUGGAAGGCUUCAUUGGAUUGAUGGAGAGAAACUGCGUAGUUUCAUUUUGGCAUGUCAAGAUGAAGAAACUGGAGGAUUUGCAGACAGGCCAGGAGAUAUGGUGGAUCCCUUUCAUACUUUAUUUGGAAUUGCUGGACUGUCACUUUUGGGGGAAGAACAGAUUAAACCUGUUAGUCCUGUUUUUUGCAUGCCUGAAGAAGUGCUUCGGAGGGUGAAUGUUCAGCCUGAAUUAGUGGGCUAGAUUCGUUGGUGCAAACAUUGCCUAAUAUAAUUUUGCCAUCUUAAUAUUCUGUAUUUGAAGUGCUUAUCAAAUCUUUAAAUGUCUACUCUAAAUCUGUUAAUAUUUUGUAUAUGAAUUAUGUUAAAUUAGUCUUAAUUAGUUAUGUAAAAUUAUACAUAUUGUAAAAUAAAGACCUAUCUUUAGAUUUUUCUUGAUAAUGUAUUCUGAGUACAAUUUUUUUGCUUAUGUUUGUGUGGUUUUGUUUGUUUUUGUCAUAAAGCAAACUUACUAUGGUAGUUUAACCAUAAGUUCUUGAUUCUUUCCCAAGUAUUUCCUUCAGACAUUGCAUAAUGGUGUAAAUUUUGUGUCAGCAAAAAUGUUAAAUAUUUGUCGUAUAUUAAAGAUGCAAAAAAAUAAA
This is a messenger RNA of Choloepus didactylus (southern two-toed sloth), 1431 nucleotides long. It is a transcript of the gene RABGGTB, whose product is annotated as Rab geranylgeranyltransferase subunit beta. Gene Ontology annotation, cellular component: Rab-protein geranylgeranyltransferase complex. Bases 39 to 1034 code for a protein of 331 amino acids. Gene Ontology annotation, molecular function: Rab geranylgeranyltransferase activity. Gene Ontology annotation, biological process: protein geranylgeranylation. Lineage: Eukaryota; Metazoa; Chordata; Mammalia; Pilosa; Megalonychidae. The record is from RefSeq and is a predicted model, not a curated record. The transcript has 9 exons.